Acanthosepion pharaonis is the source of this 3771-nucleotide messenger RNA. Lineage: Eukaryota; Metazoa; Mollusca; Cephalopoda; Sepiida; Sepiidae. The record is from the annotation of a GenBank genome assembly.
AUGAUGAAGCAGAAAAUAUGUUUCUCUCUCUUUCAUCUUGUUGAAACUGCUUUCUUUCUCUUUUUUUGCGUUCCAAAACUACCAUCAAAAAUUAUCCAUCCAUUCAACUGGAGACCAAUUCUCCUCAUUUAUUUUUUUUUUAAAAAAUCUUUUUGUCCAUAUCUAUCUUUUUCAUUUGCCAAAUGUCCAGCCAAGCCUACAGGCCUGGCGAAGACACUUUUUCGUUUCACUAUUCUUUUCCGUUUUCUUCUUUCUGUUCUUAUCACUCUCUUUAUUAUUUUUAUCUAUCUAUCUGUUGUGACAUCUACAUCUUCUUUCUUUUUCUUUUCCUCAUACCACCACCUUCUCCUUUCACUCUUCUUUCACUCUCUUUCUCUCUAUACAUGCAUCAACAUGCUUGUCACAUUCGCACACAAUCUACAUACCUGUCAUAUGUUCCUGCCAUGUGAUACUACUCAAUGGAGAAAAACUUUUCUUGGCCUGUCCUUGUUAAAAGCACAAACAACUCAUGGUCCAUUUACCAUCAUGUUGAAAAUUAUAAUGAACACCAAAAAAUGGCUAGGAUUAAAGUCGUCUGACAAAAGCUUUCGUCAACAAUUGGAUGGAAUCUUUCACCAUGAAAAGAAGCAGAAAAAACAAAAAAAUAAAAAGAAAUCAGACAAUGAAUCUUCACCUGAGCAAGAUGAUGACCAGAAAGGUGUUAGCAACCGACACCCAGAAUUUGGUAAAGAGAACACGAUGGUUCGCAUGCCUUCCUCCAAGAAGACUCAUCCUUUUAUAUCCCGUUCCAUCUCUUGUGAUGAUCAUUCUCCCACCAACAACCGGAAAAACAUUAGCCAGCAACAAAUAGAAAUCAACAACCAUGCUAACCUUCUCCGAAGGACUUGUCGGUUCCUAUCCGAUUCAUCAGCUACAUUUCACACUAGUUCGUCAGCCUCUCAACAAUCCAAGGCAUACUUUGGUGAAAGCAAUUCAAAACCUUCCAUGUUGACUACAAAACGGCUUGCCAGGAGUCAAUACAAUCUCACUCAGAAUUCAGAUUAUGUGAACCGCUCCCAAAGUUUGGGUGACCUAACUGGUGAUCUUGGCUUUGCUUUACCAAGAGGUUCUCAACAAUCCCUAAACACAUAUAAUUCUUCGACAUCGAAUAUUUCUUCAGGUUCCUCAACUAAGACCCUCACAAAUGGAUCAAGUAGAGCAACCCUACGCCAAUCAGCAUCUAGGACCGCUGGCGGUCUUUACACGCCCCGAUAUGAGAAAUCUCGACUUAACCCAGAUAGACACUCAAAAAGCUUUGAUUUGGUCACAAGCUCCCACCCACCUCAUCCGAAGAUUUCGUCCCGCCAAUUAUCGCAGCCAGAAUCAUACCAGAGUAGUUCCCAUGUUAAUCAGAAUGGAUCUCAAAUUUCUCUCCAUACAGGGCAUGUAGGACACAAAAUGUCAUGGUCUCAGCCACAUUUGCAACAACAAGAACAUUAUUUGUUGCAAGCACCCAAAAGACAGGCUGUGCAACAUGCGGCACCCAGCACCCAACACCAACAGCAGAAAACAGCUGCCAUGACAGCAUCAAAAGUCUCAAAGCCAGUUGGGGUGAAUAUUUCGAAUUCAAAUAUGGAUGCACAGCCCCAUCAACAGCAACAGACUCACUCUCGUCUAAGCAUGUCUGCGAAAAACAGCCGACCAAAACCAGUCUGCGAGAGUAAUGUUGUUGAUCAGCACCGUAAGUUUGGGAGCACGGACUGCAUUAAUAAGCUGAAACCUCGACGGAGCCUGCCUCGUGUGCCAAGCGAAAACAUCGAUGAGAAACGUCGCAAAUUUACUGAAUUAAUGAAGCAGAGAAUUCUGCUUUGCAGCACGGCCAGUUCAAACAACAGCGGUAAUGCUGAUACACCCCUUGAUUAUGAGGUCUCAUCUCUGCUUUCUCUCAGCGAGUUAGAUGCCAACGACAACAGUUCUGACAGCUUGAAAUUUAAGCCCAUUGAAAGUGCAGCCGAUGUGUGGAAGUUUCAGAGCUUACAGGACCUGACGUGUCGUGAUGAUCAACAAGAGAAAGGUACCGGUGAAUGGAAACAGAUAAUUCCUGUUAUUUGCAAUGAAAGCAACACCUGUAGUACACACAUAAACCGAAGAUCGCAUAGCAGUACGAUGGAUUCUGGUUAUAGCACUAUUGACACCGAGGUAGAACUUUAUAUGCCACCAACCAGGUUUAAGCCGGCCCUCAACCAAAAUAGAUCAGAGACUGAUAAGAAAUUAUGUAAAAGUCGGGAAUUUGGAUCUGUCGACUGUCUACGUGUGAAUACUCUUGGACGGGUAAAAGGUUACCAUUACCCAAAUUCUGGCACUGUUAAGGUGAAGCAAGUUCAGGAAUAUUCAACCCUCACAUCCGCCCAGACAGGGACCUCCCUGCGUAAUGUUAGCCGCUGGGAAACCAAAAGCCUCUCUACACAGAAUCUGCACUCAAGGUCUUCCAGGAAGGUCGAGGGUUCACUUCAGGCACAAAAGUCUUUCCAUUCAAGUAGUAAGCUAAAUAAUAAUAGUGACGAUAUACUUGGACAUGGUGGCAGUCUUUCUGCAAAAAUGAUAUCAAAUCCCAAUAAUUCAGGAAAUUCCAAUUCAAUGUCCCCAACAUCCGAACCUUUAAAUAAUGCCACCUUGCACCAACUUUUACAGCUUUACACUCUCUAUCCCACCGAAUUGGGUUCUGCCAAUCUCAAAUCAUGCCUUAAUGAUUAUAUUAUUCUUGAAAAGAAAAUUGUACAGCUGCCAGUGAUGUCAGGAGGUGGGGUCAGCAGUGGUAGUUGUGGCAACUUGAUUUCUGGUGCAGGGAACAAGAGUGUGCCCCAAGGGAAGUACACCAAACUAGGAGGUCCUGGCAGUGCAUUCCGUCCAGUACGGUCUGGGUCAGGUUUAGUUCAUAUAUGCCAAGUGUCCAUGACAGGGAUUGUGUUUAAGUCGAGCCGCCUUUCUCCCCCACCUAUUGCAUUGUCUGCUAUUGAAGAUGGAGACCUUGUAGUGGAGGUAAAUGGUAUUUUAGUUCUUGACCAGAACACACAGGCCAUUAAAAAAUUGUUCUAUUCAACUCUUGACUCAGGUUCCCUUCAACUGACAUUGGCACAUCCCAAACGGGCUCCCAUCAGCAGCGUGUCCAGUUCCUUUGACAGUUUGGCCAAUGAGGAAGUCCAGUCACUGAAAGAAGAUAUUAAACUGCUGACAAAUGAACUUGAUCGUAAAGAGAAACUUAUCAAACAGCUAAAUUCCGAAAAGCUCUCUGGUCAAACGGCCGAACACAGUCAGUCGCCAUCUCCUGAAAAAAAGAAACUGUUCAUCCCCCUCUCAAAUUGUUCAUAUCUCUCUCUCUCUCUCUCUCUUUCUUUCACUCACUCCCUCCCCAAGCCUGGUGAUAUCUCUCUCUCUCUUUCUUUCUGGGCAUGUUCAUCUCUCACUCCCACUCUCUUUCUGUUCAUAUCUUUCUUUCUCAGCCUGAUCAUUUCUCUCUCUUUCUUUCAGAACAUGUUCAUAUUUCUAUCUCUCUCUCUCUCUCUCUCUGAACAUGUUCAUCUCUCUCUCUUUUUCACCAUGUUCAUCUCUCUCUCUCUUUCUGAGCAUGUUUAUAUCUUUCUCUCUCUCUUUCUAACUGAGAAUGUUCAUAUUUUUCUUCCUUCUUUCUAUCUAGCAUAUUCAUAUUUAUCUACAAGUCUAUUCAUAUCUAUCUAUCUAUCUAUCUAUCUAUCUGUCUUAGCAUGUUCAUUAUCUAUGCUUUUUCAUAUCUAG